AUGAGUGCUCGAGGCGGAAGCCGACCGCCUCUUCGAGGCCGCCCAAAUAAGGUGACGAAGCCCGCAGCCGGCCUCAAGCGCGACGCCCACGGCCGUGCCAGCCGACACUCCUCCGUUGCUGCCGACCAGCUCGAGCAGCUCGCCCACGAUGCGGAGGCCGAGGCCGAACACGAAGAUGACGACGAGAUAACUGCCCCUCCCCAGCAUCACCAACAUCAUCACCAGCAGCAACACCACCCGAAUCCCUUCGACCUCGCCGCCGCAGGCAUCCUAGCCAACGGUCCUCCCGGCACAGUACCCGGUGCUGACCCCGAUAUCCACCCCGACCUACACAGCCUGCCGGCCCAGUUCGCCAUGGAAGCCCAGAUGGGCGCUCAUGGCCCCGGUGCCAUGUCGAGAACGGCGGAAGACCUCGCCUCCGAGAGUGGGUACGGUCAGCUACUCAUCGACAGUGCCCUCGCCAAGCGACUGGCCAACAACGAAGGAGAGCGUCUCGCAGUACAGCGCCGCCAGGAUCAAACUCUGAAUCUCAAGAGAAGGAGCAACGUCGAAGCACUACUGGCUCACGUGUCGGGACAGGAAGCUCAUAGUCCCUGCAAGAGCUGCCACAAGGGAUACGGACCCUGGAACGGAUGUGUGGUCGUUAGUGGCCAGAUGUGUGGUAGCUGCGCCAACUGCUGGUUCAACGCAAGCGGCUCCCGCUGCUCUUUCCACGAGAAUAAUCUUCCACAGCACAUGCCAGCCAUCCAGCUGCAGCCUGUGCCACAGGUGUCAGCGAAUACAAGCUUUGCCGGCACAGCGCCGAUGGCUCCCGGCAUGGCCCCCGCAGGCCCCAGCUUCGGGCAGCCAGGUGCCGACCCGACCGUGGCCCAUUUUGUGAAAGAUGUGCUGGAUAGAGCCAUGGCGGAGGCACGGAGCGAUAACCCCCACGUGCGAUUCCAGCUCCGGAUCGAAACGGCGGCGCGGCAGCUAGCAUUGGCUAGUGCCGAGUACGCCGAGUUUCUCGGCCAGCAGGGGGGUCAUGAUCCGAGUCAGCAUCCCGAUGCUGAGGGUUCCGUUCCGGAGGCGGCGAUGGGGGACGGGGACAACGGGGCGUGA
This is a messenger RNA of Colletotrichum orchidophilum, 1098 nucleotides long. RefSeq lists its product as uncharacterized. The record is from RefSeq and is a predicted model, not a curated record. NCBI's taxonomy places the organism in Eukaryota, Fungi, Ascomycota, Sordariomycetes, Glomerellales, Glomerellaceae. The transcript has 2 exons. The coding region runs from base 1 to 1098 and encodes 365 amino acids.